This is a messenger RNA of Mustela erminea (ermine), 2084 nucleotides long. Its product is annotated as small integral membrane protein 10-like protein 2A. The record is from RefSeq and is a predicted model, not a curated record. Lineage: Eukaryota; Metazoa; Chordata; Mammalia; Carnivora; Mustelidae. Bases 237 to 473 code for a protein of 78 amino acids. The transcript is spliced from 2 exons.
CGGCGGCCGCCCCUGCAGCCGGCGAGGGGCGGGGCUCGCCCUAGGCUGCUCCGGAGGGGCGGCGGCGGAGGCGUGGAGGCGGCCGCGGAGGCUGCAUCCCGGACCCAGCCUGGGAAGGAGUGACGGGGGUGGGGCGGGAGGGCACCGGCGGCCGGCGGGGCGCCUCAGGCCUCGCGUCCACCUGCCCGGCCGCACGCUCUCCCCUGGGUCAGCGGGGCCUGCGCCGGCCCGGACCCAUGGCGGCGUCGGCUGCUCUGUCGGCGGCGGCGGCGGCGGCGGCCCUGUCGGGCCUGGCGGUGCGGCUGUCGCGCUCAGCGGCGGCCCACGGCUCGUACGGCGCCUUCUGCAAGGGGCUGACGCGCACGCUGAUCACCUUCUUCGACCUGGCCUGGCGGCUGCGCAUGAACUUCCCCUACUUCUACGUGGUGGCCUCGGUGAUGCUCAACGUCCGCCUGCAGGUGCGGAUCGAGUGAGCGGGCGCCGCCGCAGCCCCCGCCGGAGGGUCCCGCGCACCGGGCCGCGCCGGGUAGGGGCGCCGGCAUGGAGGACGGCCGGCGGGACGCGGCGGGGGCAGGAGGCGGGGCGGCCCGGGCCCCCGGGCCCUAGACCUCCGCGGGGGGGCGCCGGCCACCCGGCCGCCCAGCCACCCGGCCGGGCCCCGGCCACGACCGGCCGCCCGCCCGCGGCGUGGCCGGUGACCUAUUGCACAGAAACUCUGCAAACGGGCCCUUACUGUCGGACUCGAGGGGAAAAAACCAAACAAACCAAAAAACGAUUCGAGGGCAGCCGACCUGUUGCCUCACGUUGGCCAGAGCCGGGGAAGCCGCAAGGAAAAAUUCUGCAGCAGGGACUUGACUGGCCCCGAUCCACAAGGAACCAGUCUUCGUAGGUGGUGACCCACCCCUUCCGUGGCCUGGUCGAGAGACUACCAUCCCUGCCCAGAGGCGGCCCCUGGGCCCAGUGCUGCCUGGGGAGCUGCGGGGCAAAGGGCCUAGCCCGGGAGGAGAGAAAGGACCUUCCAGGCAGAGGCACCGGCCGCUGGGGUAGCCGGUGGUCCCGUUCUGGCAUGGGGAAGGACGUGACCCUGUCACCUCAGCGCUGCAUCUCCUAGCGACACUUUGAGGGCAUUCUGCGCUCCCCACCUGAUGUUUGGAAGAGCUGGCUCUGGGACUGGGAGAGAUGGGUCCUUGUCCUACAGAUACAAAGGAGUGGGGCUGAAUCUGCGCCCCGUCUUUGAGAAAAUCUGGCUCUGUGGGGGAGGGGAGUUCAAGGCCCCCCUGGGGGACCUAGGGGGAGAGAACGAGGUCCAGGGUAGGGAAUGUGGGGAACUGGCUCUUCUUGGGGUGGUGUGGGAGGCCACAGGGAAGACCGUCGGAGCUGAGAUGGACACAGGGGAGAGUCCUAGAAUGCCCUGCAGAGCGGAGGGCUCUACCCACAGAGCCUGGCCUCCCCUGCCACCCCACCCCAGGCUGGACCAAGAGCUCCUCGGCAGCUGGGUGGCACGGGCCUCUCGGUUUGGGUGGCAGAGUGGGGGUGGGGUGGUGGCAGGGCCCCUGGGCACAGGCUGGAACCAGGAGGGUGAAGGGAUAAACCUGAGAUGGGUCCCCAGGCGUGUCACCCCCCAGUCUGGGAUCGGGCCAGAGAACGUCCUCUGGAUGGGCUUGGAUUGGCCCUGAGGCCCCAGAUGUGCGGCUCCUUGGCCCACCGGGAUGGCCAGCCAUGGCCUCAAGGGGGCCAGGAAAGACUCCGGUCCCCCAGCCACUCUGUCCCCAGUUGCUCUCGGUCCCCAGGCUCCAAAUUCCUGGGACUGAAAACCGAAGCAGUCUGUCCAGCCCCAGGGACAGAGUGGCCCUGUGUCACCCUUCUGCCCUCCUUAGUCGCCCUCUAGAGGAUGGGUCCUGAGUGAAGAGCUCUGCCUGCCUCACCCUGGGGACCGAGGCCCAAUGAGGCCACCAUGUGUGCCCUGCAGCUUCCCACAGACAGGGUGUGAUGGCUCUCACCUCGUGCCAAGGGUUCUGCGGUCCCUGGUCCAGGUGGCACCUCCUGUACCCCAAUCCUCUCCACCCAGGAUCGUGUCUAGGAGC